Lathyrus sativus (Indian pea) is the source of this 1065-nucleotide messenger RNA. Lineage: Eukaryota; Viridiplantae; Streptophyta; Magnoliopsida; Fabales; Fabaceae. The record is from the annotation of a GenBank genome assembly.
AUGAGCAUUGCCAUAGCAACUCUACCUCUCUCAGCAUCUCAACCAAAACACCUUAAAAUCAAAUCCAAUCCUAUUUCUAAGUAUUCUAAGACUAACAACACAUACUUAGUACUAAUCCAAUGUUGUCACAACCAAAAAGAAUCCAUAGAUUCACUUAACAACAACAAUGGACAUGCCAGGUUUCCAGAGAAAAAUCCUCUCAUAAACCCUUUAGUAGCCUCCACUUUUGGUGCAGUACCUCCAAGGCCUAGAAGAAUAAUCCUUGUUAGACAUGGAGAGAGUGAAGGAAACGUGGAUGAGAGUGUUUACACCAGGGUUCCUGAUCCUAAAAUAGGCCUAACCAACAAAGGAAAAGUUCAAGCAGAGGAAUGUGGUCAAAGAAUCAAGAACAUGAUUGAGAAAGAUGGUGAUGAAAAUUGGCAACUCUACUUUUAUGUGUCUCCAUAUAGAAGAACUCUUGAAACUUUGCAAAGCUUAGCUCGUCCUUUUGAACGCUCCAGAAUUGCUGGUUUCAGAGAAGAGCCUCGCAUUCGAGAACAAGAUUUCGGGAAUUUUCAAAAUAGAGAGUUGAUGAAAGUUGAAAAGGCGCAACGAAAUCUUUAUGGUCGAUUCUUUUAUCGAUUUCCUAAUGGAGAAUCAGCGGCUGAUGUAUAUGAUAGAAUCACAGGAUUUAGAGAAACACUUAGAGCAGAUAUUAAUAUCGGACGAUAUCAGCCACCAGGAGAGAAGAAUUUUGACGUGAACUUGGUGAUUGUGUCGCACGGUUUAACUCUUAGAGUUUUUCUCAUGAGGUGGUAUAAGUGGACAGUUGAACAGUUUGAAGGUCUCAAUAACUUUGGAAAUGGAGGUGAGCUUGUCAUGGAAAAGGGCUAUGGUGGAAGGUAUAGUUUACUGAUGCAUCAUGAUGAACAAGAGUUAAGAGAAUUUGGAUUGACGGAUGAAAUGUUGAUUGAUCAAGAAUGGCAUAAAAUUGCAAGGCCUGCUGAACUGAAUUACGAUUGUCCAAUGGUGAAUUCUUUCUUUCCUCAUCUUCAUCAAGAAACAAGCAACGCCCAAAGUUUGUAA